This is a messenger RNA of Caenorhabditis angaria, 1081 nucleotides long. Lineage: Eukaryota; Metazoa; Nematoda; Chromadorea; Rhabditida; Rhabditidae. The record is from the annotation of a GenBank genome assembly.
AUGAAAUCAAAACGUUAUGUUAACGAUUUACAUUUAUUUUCAACUGGAAUUUCAAUUUUCCUGAAUUCACUUCUCAUAAUUCUAAUUCUCACAAAAUCAUCAAAACAUCUUGGAAGAUACAAAUAUUUAAUGAUCUAUAUCUCAAUCAUCGAAUUAUUCUAUGCAAUUCUAGAUUGUUUGCUCUCACCCUUCAUUUAUGCCUACAACUCGAUUUUUCUUGUCAUCGUUCAAACUACAAACAAUCCACUAAUCAAAAAUAAGCAAGUUCUACUCUACCUGGAUUCGAUUUUAUGCGGGUUUUUUGGAUGUUUCAUGGGCGCAUUCGCAUUGCAAUUUAUCUAUCGAUAUUAUGUUGUUUCCGGGUGAAUCACACAACUUCAAGAGUAUCUAUAGAUCAUCAAUUAUUUUCAGAUCAAUAAAAAUCAAGAGCUUCAAUGACUAUCGAAUGUGUUUCUGGAUGUGUAUCCCAAUUCUAACCGGAGUUAUUUGGGGAACAGUUGUUCAUGUGUUACUCCCCCCAACUGCAAACAUCGAUAACGCAAUUAAAUCCAUUCUUCUCUCCGAUUUCGACACAUUUCUCGAGAAUGUUACCUACGUUGGUUUAUAUUUAUAUCAAAAACAACCUGACAAUAGUGUUCAAGUCGAUCUACAAUCAAUGAUUGGACUUGGAGUUAUGCUAACUAUAAUUAUUUCCUCAAUGAGUUUUAUAGUGAUUUGUUCGAUCAAAUGUUUCCUUCAACUAAACAUCUACCUUCAAAUCAACAAGAGUAUUUCAAAAACUUACAACAAUUUACAAGUCCAAUUAAUGAACGCUCUAAUUGUUCAAACCCUUAUCCCCCUAUUCUUCUUGCAUCUUCCUUGUUUAACGAUUUACAUUCUCACACUUUUCAAUAUCAGUCUAGGACGUUUUAGUGUCAUUUUAGUGAUCACUACUACGGUAUUUCCAGCAUUGGAUCCUCUCCCAGUUAUGUUGAUUAUCAAAGAUUAUCGAUGUGCAAUUACAAGUAUUGUUACAACUCGUGUUGUUUCAGUGAAAAACAAAUCGGAAAAUCAAAGACGAAGACAUCAAGUUAAAAUUUGA